AAGCGUGGGAGGGGAGCGCGAGGCAGCAUGGCGGCCCGCGGUCCUGUUGGGAAGCGUGGUGCCGGGUCCGGGGGCUCGCGUGGGUCGGACCCCCAAGAGGAGCCUCCGCCUCCGCUGCAGGCCGUGUUGAUCGCCGACAGCUUCAACCGCCGCUUCUUCCCCAUUUCCAAGGACCGGCCUCGGGCUCUGAUUCCUCUGGCCAACGUGGCCAUGAUAGAAUAUACCCUGGAAUUCCUCACUGCGACUGGGGUGGAAGAAACUUUCGUCUUUUGCUGCUGGAAAUCGGCAGAGAUCAAGGAGCAUUUACAAAACUCUAAGUGGUGCUGCCCGACAUCUCCCAACGUCGUGCGGUUUGUCAUCUCAGACCUCUAUCGUUCCCUCGGUGACGUGUUGCGCGAUGUGGAUGCCAAGUCUCUUGUUCGUUCCGACUUUAUCCUUGUCUCGGGAGAUGUGGUAUCCAAUAUUAAUAUUUCUACAGCUUUACAGGAACACAGGACACGGCGUAAAUUGGAGAAGAAUGUAUCUGUUAUGACGAUGAUAUUUCAAGAGUGUUCGCCAGGUCAUCGGGGCCGAUGUCCGGAGGAUGAUAUUAUUCUGGUCAUGGACAGUGUUACAAAACGAGUGCUCCACUAUCAGAGGAUGCAAGGGCUCAAGCAUUUCGGUUUUCCUAUGAGCUUGUUUCAGAGCAAUGUUGAAGAAGUGCAAGUCCGGAACGAUUUGCUAGACUGCCAUAUUAGCCUCUGUUCUCCCCAGGUGGCCGAGCUGUUUACGGAUAAUUUUGACUAUCAAACUCGGGAUGACUUUGUCCGUGGCUUGUUGGUGAACGAAGAGGUCCUUGGGAACCAGAUCCACAUGUACGUGACUUCAGAAGAAUACGGCGCCUCCGUUUCCAAUUUGUCGAUGUACGAGUCGGUGUCCUCGGACAUCUUGCAGCGCUGGGUGUAUCCGUUGACCCCGGAAAUGAACUUCGUCAACGAGAAGCAGAGCUGCACCCAUUCCCGCCACAAUGUCUACCGGGGUGCAGAAGUUAGCCUGGGCCACGAGAGUGUGCUGGAAGAGAACGUACUCAUUGGGCAAGGAACAUCCGUGGGCGCGAAGUGCUGCAUCACCAACAGUGUCAUUGGGCCCAAUUGCAAAAUCGGUAAUGGUGUCCUUCUGGACCGAGCAUUCCUGUGGAAUAAUGUCCAUAUAGGAGACGGUGUAAAAAUCUGUCAGUCCAUUGUUUGUGACGAGGCAGAGGUGAAGGAAGGCGUAACGUUGAAUCCUCAUUGCGUCCUUACUUCCCAGGUGGUGGUGGGCCCUAACAAGGUCUUUCCAGAAGGCACAGUCGUAUCCCUGCAUCCUGCAGAUGAAGAAGAGUAUGAUGAAGAUGAGUUCAGUGACGACGAGGAUGUGAACAAGGAGAAGAGCAAAGUGAAGCAAAAAGGCUACAACACCGAAGAGGUUGGCUUACAAGGCAGAGGUUACCUUUGGAAAGCAGCCGAUGAAAGCGACGCGAACCAGGAGGAGCAAAGACAAAGCCUUUGGGGCCUCACCGUAAAGACCGAAGAAGAAAGUGAGUCUGAAAGUGAUAUGAGCUUUGGGUCUGAGCAGAUGGACAGCCGGACAGCUUCCCCUCAGAUGGACGACAUCAAAGUUUUCCAGAAUGAGGUGUUGGGGACUUUGCAGAGAGGUGAAGAAGAAAAAAUCUCUUGUGACAACUUGGUUCUGGAGAUCAACUCUCUCAAAUUCGCCUACAACAUUGGCCUGAAAGAAGUGAUGGCGAUACUGAGCAAAGUUGUAUUGGAAUAUCCUCUACAGCAGAUGAACGCGGAAAAGGAUCCUCAACAUUAUUGCACCUUGGUAGUCCCUGUCCUGAUGACUUUCUAUCAACUGGAAAUCUUAGCAGAAGAGAUGAUUCUAACCUGGUUUUCUGAACGGGACACAUCAGAUAAAGGCAGACAGCUUCGUAAAAACCAGCAGCUUCAGAAGUUCAUCCAGUGGCUUGAGGAAGCGGAAGAAGAGUCGUCCGAAGGGGAGCAAAACUGACCUGGCAGCCUCCAUCAGAAAGAAAGGCGAGCUUUGCUCUCUUUCUCGGGGGAAAAAGGGAGGCCCGAAGCACCCACUGUGGCUGAAGGAGGUGGCUAAAGAAGCAAGAACAAAUUGUGUGCAUGGCCCGCUCCCCCAUGCAUGUGGGAUUUGAACUCUCGGCUGGCUGACAAUCCUGUGGCUUAUUUCGUUGUAUAUUUAAUGUUCCUGGCAGACACUAUGUGUGGGACGGAAGGAAACCAUUGCUGGAUAAACCAGAGACCUGUAUACUAUUUAAAGUCUUUUUAAGGGGUGUGUGUACACACACGUGUGUGCUUCUGGUUAUGUCUACACAUAUAUGUGUGUACACACACACACACACACACACACACACACAUCUAAAGCUACCCACUGGGGACAAGGGAUGAGGGUUGGGUGUCCACUAAUGUCCAGGUAAGCAGUAAAGAUGUGCAAAUCCCAAGUCAACCUUAACAGUUAGGAUUCCAACCACUUUUGAGUUCUUCACC
This is a messenger RNA of Notechis scutatus (mainland tiger snake), 2534 nucleotides long. The record is from RefSeq and is a predicted model, not a curated record. NCBI's taxonomy places the organism in Eukaryota, Metazoa, Chordata, Lepidosauria, Squamata, Elapidae.